GUACCUUCAACAGUGCAGGCAUCACUGGCAUCCUCGAGGCCAUCAAGCAGCAGGUCGUGUCUCUGCUAGUGGCGGUGCUCGACCCAUCGCUGAAGGCCUCCUUGCCACCAGCUUUGAUUUCGACAUUCCAGGACAAGAAAAUGGCCAAGAGCAUGGUCCAAAUGAUGGAACACAUCAUGGCAGAUCCGGACUUUGUUGAGGUGUUGAAGAACUUUAUCAACACUUCGAUGACAAACGAGGCACUACUGGGAAGUUUGAAGAAAGUGAUGCAGGAGGCACUAGCUGACAGUCAUCUCUACAAGUCGGCGAUGCAUGGCGUCGCGAGCAGCUUAAACCCGCUUCAUAGCGAGACACUGAGCGGCCUCAAGAACUCGCUCCUGGGCCGCGGCAGCGACAAGACCGCGGUCGUGGAUGGUGAGGAGAAGCACGAGACACUCUAG
Symbiodinium necroappetens is the source of this 440-nucleotide messenger RNA. Lineage: Eukaryota; Dinophyceae; Suessiales; Symbiodiniaceae. The record is from the annotation of a GenBank genome assembly.